Coregonus sp. 'balchen' is the source of this 11932-nucleotide messenger RNA. The record is from the annotation of a GenBank genome assembly. Lineage: Eukaryota; Metazoa; Chordata; Actinopteri; Salmoniformes; Salmonidae.
GGCUCGAGGCAAGCAUCAGUUCAGAGAGAAGGUUGCAACUGACGGGAAAGAAGUGCAGCAGGGUGGUCUACCUGCCUUUGGGAAUUAUAAGAGUUGAAUGCAUGAGUCUGCCACUUUAUACAUAGGAGCUGGGCGUCAUUUACACAUAAUAACGAACUAGGGACUCUUUGAUUGUCCUCUGUCAAUUUUAAAGGAUUGUUUCAAUUUGCGGUUAUCGCAAUGAGUGCGACGGUUGCUUCAGAGAGCUGCUUUCUGUCCGCCCUACAGCCCAACACCGCGGUCACCACUUAUGCAGUCCCGUCCGAUGUGCAGUUGGGACCGAGGGGUUCCAUAAUGGACGAGGUGGAAAGGACUAAGAGGGUUCAACAACAAGUCCAUUUGCGCCUCGCCGAAAAUAGGUCCUCAUCUCUCACACGGCUGAACGGCUCGAACUGCAUCUCCCCAGGUGGGCAACUUAUUAUACAUUUUAGCAUGUGUCCCAUUUUAGAAAUAUGAGGCAUUUGUUUUUCAACUUAAACGCAUAAACGAAUUACCAGCUGUGUGUAGACCAGACCAAAGUUUUGGAGUUCUUUAAAUUACACCCUUAUGGAAGAUGGAUCAACCCUACACUUUCAACACCAGACCAGUCCAAACUUACUAUCAUCCGUUUUCCUUUGACGUACAAAACAUGGAAAAGGUCAUUUUAUCAUUGGUAGCCUAAAGACUUGUCAAUAUUGAUUGAUUAUUAUUGUAUUCUAAUCAGUGAAACUAGUCCUUGUCUUGGCAGACUGGUCUUGCUGGUACCAGAUGGGGUUAGUGGCUUAUAGUGUGGUGUGAGUAAUCAUACAGCGGUUUCCCCUAAGCCCCCUCCAACUCCCCAUCUAGGCUAUAUUACUCUCUCAUACAUACCAUAAAAAUGCAGCCCUGCAGGUAUUUCAUAACAUGCAGGGGCAAGGUAACACAUCUGAGUGUUCUGACCAAUGGUCCUCACUUCUAAAUAAAAUAAAAUAAAUAAAUUGGUCAUUUAGCAGACGCUCUUAUCCAGAGCGACUUACAGGAGCAAUUAGGGUUAAGUGCCUUGCUCAAGGGCACAUCGACAGAUUUUUCACCUAGUCGGCUCGGGGAUUAGAACCAGCGACUUUUCGGUUACUGGUACAACGCUCUUAACCACUAAGCUACUUCUGGUGUCUACAGAUGCUCAGCCAAACCAGUAAAGCAUUCAAUCUGUCUUGCCAGAUGCCAAACUUUCACAGUAAUUCUGUAUAUAAAACGUUAUUCAUACACAGCUGCUUUUACACAGAAUAUGUGAUAUUCUGGUAUUCUGAAAAAUCAUAACAUUUAGUCACAGUCAGGAAUCAUCACUGAAUGUGGCAAUGAACCAUAUUAUGUACGUGACAGAUUCCAUUUCAUGGGUUUGUCAUUCGCUUCUUACAAGGCUGUGGCACACAAGGCUUUAGUGAGAGAAGAUAAUUAUUGAAGAAAAGGGUAAUAUUUAGUCUUCAAACUUUUUAUCCUUGUGCUGACUGAUUUAACACUAAUAAUAGAAGGGGAAUUUAGCUGAAUUCCUCAAACUGGUUACACAGUUGGGACUGUGGCCUCUUUUAAAAGAGAAUGUUUUGAACACUAGAAUGAGAUCCUCAGGCAGCUGGUUUAGUGGGUCAGGUUUUUAGGAUGUCAAUUUCUGAUAGCUGACACCUUAUUACAUUAUUUCUUACAGGAUUGGGGAGGGAAAUGAUACACAAUACAGUAUAAUAUGAUAAAGUAUAAUGGUAGUUUUGAACUGCUAGUCAUGGUGGUUAUUGAUAACAUAAAGCUCUGAUAAAUAAAUAAAAUGGGACUCUGAUGUAUGGAACAUUCCUGUCCAUCCAUUCAGCUCUUCAGAAUUGGUUAUCAGAAGCACCAAGCUGCUCAGCUCAUGUUCUAUUUUGGACAGGGUUGAGUGGGUUGGGUUGGAUAUUGUGGCCAGAUGGCGUCUCAGAAAGAACUACGUGAAACCAACACAUAAAUCAGUCAGCUGCCUGUGUUUUGCAAUGAGAAGGCAAACAACUUGGGUUGGGAAAACUAUACUGUUAAUUAUAGUGCUGUUUAAACUGUAAUUAGAAAAAGGUAUUUUAAUUGAAAAACAGUGAUAGUAGGCCUAUUUCACUCAGCAGUGAAGUACAGUCCCAACAAUUGAUCAUAUUCAUGUGUGUGUGUGUGUGUGUGUGUGUAUGUGUGUAAGUGCGUGUGUAAAACUCAUAAUGGAGGGGGUAUCAGGAAUACAAUGCAGUCUAUUUGACAAAAGCUUAUGUUAUGGCAACUCCUAUUCAAACUCAACAGGGGGCUAUAGAUAAUACUGUCUCAAAUGACUUACAACACUAUAUUAUCACACUGUUGCCAUGGUAAUACAGUGAAAACAUACAGUACUUGUAUACACCGUAAGAAAAGCAGAUUUUUAUGACCUAAUGUUCAGACGUCCUAAAGGUAGAGUAACACUGAUCUGCAAAGUAGUGGACAGAGCUCAGCUCUCACACGGUGCAGAGACAACUUUGUGCAUGCAGGGAAUUAGUUUAACGAACCUCCCCUUGGGUGUUUUUUUCUAUCACUAUUAAAAGUUUAUGAGUUAAGAUAUACAUAAAAGGUCCGGUAUUAAUAUCGAAUUGAAGUGAGCGUCUGUAGUCAGCGUAAAAAAUGUUUUUGUAGCCGUUUCCUGUGAGUAAGUAGACACUCUUUUGACAUGGAAUUGGCCUGUUCAGUGUCAACCCUCAGGCAUGCAAUCCUCCCACACAGUUUAGUUGACCUCUCUCAGCCCCUGCUAGGUCACUCUGCCAGGAAUCAGCCUCACUGGGACAUAUCCACUCAGUUAACCCUCACUAUACCAUAUUAGUUAAGCUAUAGUGUCAACAUUACUUUCUAGUGUUCAUUAUUAACUUGUCCAGUAUGAAAUGCCAGGGUCAGUUUUAAUCACUCUCUCACAAAAAAAGAGUAUCCCAAAGGUAUACUAGCCUGCUUGCUUAGUCCAACAUAAUCCUGUCUCUUCCCUCAAUGUUUCUAUAUCUCAAUACAGUGCAGCUCCAGUUUCAGGCUAAUCCACUCUAAAACAUGAGGUAUUGUGCAAUAUCUCCCUAGGUGUGUCUUUACAUUUCUACAUGUUUGCUGCUUGUCUUGGUGUACAGCUGAGGCUGAUGUUGUUGUUGUUUUCUCAUGCACAAACAUAGUAACCAUGAGUCCAAAUAGUAAAGCAAGUGGCACAAAGCUAAUCAGAGUCAUCCUUUGUCACACUGUUUGGUAACAAGAACAGGUGCUUCACUGAUAUGUAAUUAGACUAAUUACGAAGUUGUAAUCUCAGGAGAAAAUUGUGGUUGCCUUCUCUGUCUAAGACAAAGUCUUUCUCUAUCCACAUGUAGACCAUGGUGGCACAAUGAGAUAUAACACGUACAACCCCGGAUUCAGCUCUAAGUCAAUGGUGUAUAACACAGGGAGCAGGACCAUGACGGUGAGUACUGUAGGACUUCAUAUUUUCUAAUGUUCAGUUGUGUUGAUUUUUGUCUUCAUGAUAAACCCUAAUCUAACAGCCCCAAAGUCCUGCUUUUCUAGCUGAAUGCCAUGCAACCUUUGUCCCUUAUCUAAACCAGGGGAGAUAUGCGUUAAAAAAAAUAGACGAUAAGCUCCACAGUCCUACCACAGUGACACACUUCACAGCUGCACCCUCACAGCACAUACAUGCAGUAUUUCACAGGAUCCUAUCAUGACUGUGUUUAGAUGAGACACAGGAACAAGAAUCACGACAGGAUUCUACUGGCCAAAGAGUCUUAAAACAUCUUACCGAUGACCUCAUUUUUAGACUAGACAGUUUGGCCAAUGUUUGCUUUUUUGGGGAUUAUUGUAGUGUAGAUAGUUAAGUCUAACAGUGUCCUCUCUGUAUGUCCUCUAGAUGCCCCCGGUAUCCCAGCAGUACUUGGGUGGUGGGUACUCGUCUCGCUCAGCGGUGGAGUUAGGACCCAGAUACAGAAUCAACCAGCCUCCAGUCAACACUGGCUACCACCACCAUGACGACAUCCAGCUGGGUGGCUACCAGACUAGCCGGGCGAGGACCACCAGGUCCAGAUCAAUGUGUCAGGCUGACCAAGAGGCAGUGGCUCUGGGUGUGGGAGGCCUGCUCACCCUGCCCCACCAGCAGCCCAACCCUGUGGCCAGCUGGGUGGCCCGGGAUGGCAUGGCCACAGAAUGCCACUCCUACCAUGGUGGAGGUAUACCCACCCCAGCAACGAUGAGGCGCACCCUCAGUGGAACCCUGGCGGGAGGCGGUGGCGGAGGGUGGAGGGAGGCGGAGCUAGUUUACCAGCACUCCUACAAAGGCCCCGCCCACCGUACCAUCAGUCGCAUCAACAACAGACAACAGCAGCAGCAACAUCUGAGCUCAGCGUCGGGGCUGCAGCAGUGGCAGCAGGUGUCUGGCGGGAGCCAGUGGCAGUGUGUACGGAGGUUGGGGGCAGUACCAGAACUCCCUGCCCCGACCAGCCUCCCUGCACAGCAUGAAGAGUGUAGGGAAAGGCAUGGACGUGCCUGAUGGGGGCAGGGAUUCAGCUGACGGCAACGAGAAACUCGGAGGGUGAGAGAUGCGUGGGCUGUUCAAAUCUCCUGCAAUAUCAAAGGGACAAACUUAGCCCUAGGUACAUUAUGUUCUUAUUCCAUAACUGUUAUAGGUUUCUGAUUAACCUCACUCUCCUUUGCCUCCCUGGUGUUUGUGGACAGAAUGCACAGUUUAGACAUGCCCACUGCAGUCAGCUACCUCUUCAUGUCCGACACAGCCAUGCAGGUGCUGGGAGCAGCCUACAUCCAGCACCAAUGUUACCAUAGCAGUGAUGCCAAGAACCAGGUACCAGCUCCUUCUCAAUAAAUAGCCAUUUACAGUAACAUACUUCAUUGCCCAAAAUUGAAUUUACAGCCCUACUGUUUAAACUAAACAGAGUUCUCCAUGCUGAGCCUGAUAGUCACAUAGACUAGUCAGUCAUCCACCUGUGUCUCCCCCUGACCCACCCUGUCUACAGGUGCGUCUGCUGAAGGGUGUCCCAGCCCUGGUGCAGCUCUUCAGCAGUGACAGCCAGGAGGUCCAGCGCUACGCUACAGGCGCUACACGCAACCUUAUCUAUGAGAACAUGGACAACAAGGCGGCCCUCAUUGAGGCUGGGGGAAUAGCCAAGCUCAUCAGUGUGCUGAACGAACCAGAUGAGGAGCUUCGCAAGAACAUCACUGGUAAGAUCAUCUAUAUACUGUAACAAUCGGCUUGGAUCUCAAACUAAGUUACAAUUUUAAAGUUCAAGGAAAUACUGUGUCAAUAUGAGAGCAACAAAAGCAAAACAGUAAAAGUGACAUGAGGUGAGCAGAAGAAGCAUACAGUAUAUUGUCAUCAAUCAGAGAUUCAUAUCAACACUUUCUUUCAAUUAGAGUCCAACUUAAAGUUCAAAUCCCAAAUAGAAUCCCAACCAAAAUAAUAUAUUUUUAGUAGUGAUGGGCACCGAUAUGGAAAACUACACUGCUCAAAAAAAUUAAGGGAACACUAAAAUAACACAUCCUAGAUCUGAAUGAAUGAAAUAAUCUUAUUAAAUACUUUUUUCUUUACAUAGUUGAAUGUGCUGACAACAAAAUCACACAAAAAUGAUCAAUGGAAAUCAAAUGUAUCAACCCAUGGAGGUCUGGAUUUGGAGUCACCCUCAAAUUUAAAGUGGAAAACCACACUACAGGCAGAUCCAACUUUGAUGUAAUGUCCUUAAAAAAAGUCAAAAUGAGGCUCAGUAGUGUGUGUGGCCUCCAUGUGCCUGUAUGACCUCCCUACAACGCCUGGGCAUGCUCCUGAUGAGGUGGCGGAUGGUCUCCUGAGGGAUCUCCUCCCAGACCUGGACUAAAGCAUCCACCAACUCCUGGACAGUCUGUGGUGCAACGUGGCAUUGGUGGAUGGAGCGAGACAUGAUGUCCCAGAUGUGCUCAAUUGGAUUCAGGUCUGGGGAACGGGCGGGCCAGUCCAUAGCAUCAAUGCCUUCCUCUUGCAGGAACUGCUGACACACUCCAGCCACAUGAGGUCUAGCAUUGUCUUGCAUUAGGAGGAACCCAGGGCCAACCGCACCAGCAUAUGGUCUCACAAGGGGUCUGAGGAUCUCAUCUCGGUACCUAAUGGCAGUCAGGCUACCUCUAGCGAGCACAUGGAGGGCUGUGCGGCCCCCCAAAGAAAUGCCACCCCACACCAUGACUGACCCACCGCCAAACCGGUCAUGCUGGAGGAUGUUGCAGGCAGCAGGCGUCUCCAGACUCUGUCAUGUCUGUCACAUGUGCUCAGUGUGAACCUGCUUUCAUCUGUGAAGAGGACAGGGCGCCAGUGGCGAAUUUGCCAAUCUUGGUGUUCUCUGGCAAAUGCCAAACGUCCUGCACGGUGUUGGACUGUAAGCACAACCCCCACCUGUGGACGUCGGGCCCUCAUACCACCCUCAUGGAGUCUGUUUCUGACCGUUUGAGCAGACACAUGCACAUUUGUGGCCUGCUGGAGGUCAUUUUGCAGGGCUCUGGCAGUGCUCCUCCUGCUCCUCCUUGCACAACGGCGGAGGUAGCAGUCCUGCUGCUGGGUUGUUGCCCUCCUACGGCCUCCUCCACGUCUCCUGAUGUACUGGCCUGUCUCCUGGUAGCGCCUCCAUGCUCUGGACACUACGCUGACAGACACAGCAAACCUUCUUGCCACAGCUCGAAUUGAUGUGCCAUCCUGGAUGAGCUGCACUACCUGAGCCACUUAUGUGGGUUGUAGACUCUGUCUCAUGCUACCACUAGUGUGGCGCAGUGGUCUAAGGCACUGCAUCGCAGUGCUAGCUGUGCCACUAGAGAUCCUGGUUCGAAUCCAGGCUCUGUCGUAGCUGGCCGCGACCGGGAGACCCAUGGGGCGGCGCAUAAUUGGCCCAGCGUCAUCCAGGGUAGGGGAGGGAAUGGCCGGCAGGGAUGUAGCUCAGUUGGUAGAGCAUGGCGUUUGCAACGCCAGGGUUGUGGGUUUGUAUCCCACGGGGGGCCAGUAUAAAAAUAUAUAUAUAUAUAUAUAUAUAUAUAAUUGUAUGCACUCACUACCUGUAAGUCGCUCUGGAUAAGAGCGUCUGCUAAAUGAUAAAAUGUAAAUGUAAAGCACCGCCAGCAUUCAAAAGUGACCAAAACAUCAGCCAGGAAACAUAGGAACUGAGAAGUGGUCUGUGGUCACCACCAGCAAAACCAGUCCUUUAUUGGGGGUGUCUUGCUAAUUGCCUAUAAUUUCCACCUGUUGUCUAUACCAUUUGCACAACAGCAUGUGAAAUGUAUUGUCAAUCAGUGUUGCUUCCUAAGUGGACAGUUUGAUUUCACAGAAGUGUGAUUGACUUGGAGUUACAUUGUGUUGUUUAAGUGUUCCCUUUAUUUUUUUGAGCAGUGUAUAUAAAUGCCAUUUGCUUUUUUCUAACCGAUAUCAAUAUCAUAUCAGUUUUAUGAAUAACAUUGCUACUGUGUGAAUGUUUUAUUUUCUGUUUACUUCUACGGCUUAUGAAGUCCAGACAACUGCUUGCUGAUUGCUCAUUGCGCCAAGUGUGAAUGUUCUAGGGGCCUAACCUACCCAACCACUUUGGAUACAAUGAAAAGCCUGUUGAUGCCCCAUCAGCAGGCAGUUAAGUAUGUUAAGUUGAGAGGGUUUUGUGCCUGCAGGAAUAGUCAUGUAUGUUAAACAUUUUUACAUAAUUGUAUAGGGUAACAGCAAGCAUAAACCGAUAUCGAUAUCAUAUCGAAUUAUCAAUAUUGUUGCCCACCACACAUUUUUUGGCAAUGUAUUUGUAUCACUCAGGUGCUGAAGAUUCUGUCAAAUACAACAGAGGCUAAUUCUAGUCUGCAGAGAUAGAAUCUGUCUGUACACAGGUUGAGCAUGUGGAUAGGUAGUAACUAUGUACAUUUUAGUCAUUUAGCAGACGCUCUUAUCCAGAGCGACUUACAGUUAGUGAAUACAUAUUUUUAUAAAUUUUAUUUUUUUCAUACUGGUCCCCCGUGGGAAUCGAACCCAUCAACUGAGCUACAUCCCUGCCGGCCAUUCCCUCCCCUACCCUGGACAACGCUAGGCCAAUUGUGCGCUGCCCAUGAGUCUCCCGGUCGCGGCCGGCUGCGACAGAGCCUGGAUUCGAACCAGGAUCUCUAGUGGCACAGCUAGCACUGCAAUGCAGUGCCUUAGACCACUGCGCCACUCAGGAGACUAUGUAAUAGAGGUUCCCUUUGUAAGUGGGUCAAGCUGGGAAGGAAGAAUGCCCUGUAACCUGAGGACACUCAAAUCCCUCAUCCCAUUGAAAGGGGCAGCCUAAUUUCCCAGCAGCCCCUUGUGCUUUGUUCAGGCUUGGCUGCCUCCUCCUCUGAGUAAGUAGUCCUUGAGAUUCCUGGACCCUGUAUGUAUUUGAACACUCCCCUGGGUCAACUGCACUGCACAGAGAAGGAGAGGGCCAUGCUGCUCUGAUCAGUUGAUUGGAGGGUAUGUGGAGCCACUGACCUUUCAUUGGCUAAUAAGAAAACGGAGUAGCUGCGGAUCCCUCUUCCCGACAGCUAAAGGUCCGAAGCUUCUGCAAAUGUUGGGAAUUCUCUACUUUACCUACAGUCACUGCUCUACUGUUCAUCUGCCCAGAGAACAGACUUCUCUAGGGAAUGGUGAUUGUUUAUUAAAGUUAGAUCAAUGCUGAAUCAAUGUCUGCAACAUCACAUAAUUAUAGUAUUCUACAUAACAUAACCUAAUAUAAUAGCAUAGUAUAACGUUACUGUAAGAAAAAAAACAAGAAAGAAAACAUUUCAUUUGAGAUUUUAGGAUGAUUGUGCGAAUGGUAGCAUUUUUCUCUAAUGUGGCCAAAAUAUGGGCUUUGAUGAAAACUAAACACAGGUAAGCUUAUGCUAAAGUUUGUUAACACCAUCUGCUCAAAAAUGUGCUCACUGAUCUAACUUUCAUAAAUGAAAACAACACUGUAGGCUACUUCACUGUUUAACUCAAGAAGAUCUAAAUGCAUAUCCCCAUGAAACGGAUUGAGAUCAAAUGGUUGCCAUGCAGACCCUGCAUGGCAUUUCAGCUGUAAAACUUCACCUGUAAAAUAAUUAUAAUUCACGACUGACAGUGAGAAAUAUGAAGGUGUGAAGGGAGGGUGACCACAAACAUUGGUGAGUAAAGUAGAGGUAAAAACACAUGAGCAGAACAUGAUUGGGAUCCUCAGCUCUGAGGAAAAGGGAUCGAGGAGGGUGGGGCGGGGGCUGGAUUACCUACGGAUCCGCAGACUAGGCCAUAAGAUAAACCAAUGUGUGGGCGAUAGAUGUGUAGCUUAUGCUUCGUAAAUCCUUUCCCUGACAUUCUUAUCAUACUGUGAAGGUUAAUGUAUUAUAGAAAUAACAUUUCCCAUUACAGAUCCGUAGUAGCAUAUUGAUACAUCAGAUAUUGUUUAUUGGCCACAUUGAAAAUAGAAAAUAGGCUCCCCAGGUUUUACUUUGGCAUCAUAUGAUGCUCCUGUAAGUCGCUCUGGUUAAGAGCGUCUGCUAAAUGACUAAAAUGUAAAUGUAAAUGACUCCCCAUGUGAUAACAGUGAUUGUUUAGACCUAUUGAAGUGAAAUCAUUUGGAUGUCAGGUUAUCAGCACACACUCUAUCCUGGUCAUAGAGGCUGUUUUGUGUAUCCAACGGAGUGGUUCAGUAGACCCUGUCUCUCCUCUAUCUGUCCUGCAGGUAUUCUGUGGAACAUGUCCUCAAAGGACAGUCUGAAGGAGAAGUUGGCCAGAGAGACAUUGAGUGAGCUCACAGAGAGGGUGCUGGUGCCCCUGUGUAGUGGUGGAGAUUCAGAGCUGAUCCAUCAGAGUCCAUCUGAGGCAGACAUCUUCUACAACACCACAGGUUGCCUAAGGUAGCUAUACCUAUCUACCUACAUUUUGUAUACAUACACAAUGUACACGGACUGAUACAUGUACUGUAUACAGCUUCUCUGUACUCUCUUCCUCUGUUCAGGAACCUGAGCUCAAUGAACGAGAGGACUAGGCAACAGAUGAGAGACAUGCGAGGGCUGGUGGACUCUCUGGUGGCCUACAUCCAGAACUCCCUUCAGGAUGAGAAAACAGAGGACAAGGUCCACCAACUGCUCUCCUUAUGGCACAUUUUUGUGUGUUUCUUUCACAACGUGAUUGCUUCUUUUUCUGGGCAUGUUAUUUCAGGUCAAAACCUUUUUCCUGAUUUUAAUAUCUCAUUUGAUUUGAUCUCAUAUACUACAGGCUUCAGCAACUCAUGGGUUCAGCUGGGGUAGAGUGAGAGCCAAUCAAUGUAUCUGUACAGUUCAUCAUUAGUGGUUCUAUUUGUAAUUUCUACCAGACAGCUAGACUGGUCAUGCUGUGGCCUAUCUGCUGUGCCUUAUGUAACUCAUGCUGCUCUGAGAGACACAAUGGCCACCAGUGUUUCCCUCUCACUCUCUCUCUCUCUCUCUCUCUCUCUCUCUCUCUCUCUCUCUCUCUCUCUCUCUCUCUCUCUCUCUCUCUCUCUCUCUCUCUCUCUCUCUCUCGCUCUCUCUCUCUCUCUCUCUCUCUCUCUCUACCCAUCUUUGUCUGUGCCUGCAGGGUGUAGAGAAUGCAGUGUGUGUCCUGAGGAACCUGUCUUAUCAGCUGUACAGUGAGAUCCCUCCCUCAACCCUACGGCGACUGGAGGGGCCUACGCGGGCCAGAGCCACUACUGAGACUGAGUCCAUUGGCUGUUUCACCCCACAGAGCAAGAAGGCAAAGGAGGUAGCUGUCAUUUACACAAGGCAAACCAAAAGGAAAUAUCAAAUUGCGGCUAAACCUCAAGAUACUGAAACAUGUACAGUAUGUUGUCAUGCAAUCCUGAUGGAUAUGGGACCAUGAUCUGUUUUUUUUUUAAUUAAUCUAUCUCCCUGAUCUCUAUAGCGACGGAACCAGGAACUGUCCACCUUCUCAGAGGUGGCUAAUCAGCCGAAGGGGGCGGAGUGGCUGUGGCACCCCCAGGUGGUGGGGCUGUAUAACCGCGUGCUGCAGCACUAUGAGACCAACACGGCAACACGAGAGGCUGCAGCAGGGGCCCUGCAGAACAUCACAGCCGGAGAGACCAGGGUAGGUCCCACCCCUCCUCUGCCCCACGGGCUGACCUAGCCAUCACUCUCACCAUGACAGGCUACUUAUGCAUCAUUCAGAUUUACAGUUAAACUGAAAAUGUACUCACCACUGGUGUUGAAUUCCCCUUCCUCCCUGUGUAUCAGUGGGCGUCAGUGCUGAGUUGGGUGGCUUUAGAGCAGGAGCGGAUGCUGCCUGUGGUGUUGGACCUCCUGCAGACACACAGCGAUCUGGAGAUGCGUUCCCUCACUGGCCUCCUGAGGAACCUGUCCCGACACAGCAGAAACAAGGAUGACAUGGGUGAGACUCUCAACCCCCAGUACCCCACACUGUUCAUUUCUACCUCUGUCUCUCCUGCCUGCAACCUUGUAUCCAUCCAUUCCAUGCACAUUAAUCACAGUAAUUCCCCUUAUAAGAGACUUUAAAGAAUGGCUACUUCUCUCCCUUCUGACCUCCAGCUACGAAGGUAGUGAACAUUCUGGUGACCAAGCUCCCCACCGAUGGCCACCAGAAGGAACCCUCCGGUGAAGUGGUGGUCAACAUAUGUGGGACCCUCAACAACCUGGUUGCAGGCAGCUCACUCGCAGCGAGAGACAUCGCCUACUUUGACGGACUCCCCAAACUUGUUGCAAUAAAGUCUUCCCACGACAACAGGUUAGUGAAUCUUGUCUCUCAGUGUUCUUGGUUUUGUUAUUCAUUGUGUCUGCUUUUUAUUUCCAAUUUCCUGUCUGGCUCCCAUUGUGUUUGACUAUGUUUCUCUCCUACUGUAGCUCAGGGAAGCUGAAGGCUGCCAAGGCUGCUUCCACGGUACUCUUCAACAUGUUCCAGUACAACAAGCUGCAUAAAGAUUAUAAACAG